Molecule: messenger RNA, 2830 nt
Organism: Cloeon dipterum
Lineage: Eukaryota; Metazoa; Arthropoda; Insecta; Ephemeroptera; Baetidae
Product: protein bric-a-brac 2-like
Exons: 6
Coding region: 432-1556 (374 amino acids)
Biological process (GO): regulation of transcription by RNA polymerase II
Cellular component (GO): nucleus
Molecular function (GO): protein binding
Source: RefSeq, a predicted model, not a curated record
CCUCCAAUCAUGAAGCAGCAAAUUUGCGUAUUCAGCAGGAGUUAAACUGCUUACGUUUACCAUUAGAAAGGAGUGAUGUGAUUGGCUAGGACGGCGUGAAUUUGACCCAAGAUGCAACAUUUUUCCUUACACCCCAUUCAAAAGUAAAAGUUGGUGUCUGUUUACAUGAAAUCUGUUGCUCUUCUGUCCAUAUUUCGCAAGUGUACACAUCCGCUGAACUGUCCUGGUCAGACGGAGACACCAGGUUCAACCAAUGAACCCAAGCAGCUGCAAGAAAAGCAGCCGAGGCGUUUUUCGAAUGCGUUAAUUCGUGCGAACAGCGGGCAGUGUCGGUCACAAAUGGACACGAUUAUCAGCAACUGACUCAGCCGUCGUGUUUAUCUUAGAUAAGAGGCCGAAAGGAUCAGAAUCCGGAGCGAACGACACUUGCGAUGGCCGGUUUAGGGGAUCAGUUUUGUCUGCGCUGGAACAACUUCCAGAGCAACAUCGUGUCCGUGCUGGACAACCUGAAGGAACAGGAGGACCUGGUGGACGUGACACUCGUGUGCGAGGGCCACGCGGUCAAGGCGCACAAGGUCAUCCUGUCAGCGUGCAGCCCUUACUUCAGAAAUGUCUUCAAAGAAAACCCGUGCCAACAUCCGAUUGUCAUCCUGAAAGAUGUGCAAAACACGGAACUCGACGCUCUGCUGAGUUUCAUGUACCAGGGCGAGGUGUACAUCUCACAGGACAGGCUUUCGUCCUUCCUCAGGACGGCAGAAAUUCUGCAAGUCCGAGGACUGGCAGGAGCCACUGCACCUGCUGGCUUACUGCAAACGGACCAAACGCAAGCUAAAAAUCGGAGUAAAGGUAGCUCAGGUCGAGGCUCGCCGCUGCCCCUGCUAAACCCGAUCCAGAAGGAAGCGACCUCGCCCCCUCAGGCCAAACGAAGAAAAACCACCCCGAGAAGGGUUGUCGAAAACGCCGUUGCAGCUGUGAGUCUUCCCCAGGUGGGGGUGAAACAGGAACCUAUGGACGAUGAGCAACUGGGUAUCUGCAGGGAAGAGGACCAGCUCAAGUUGGACGGCGACGAUGAGGAUGAAGAGCCUGACGAUCCGUUUUUGCCUCCGUCAGGUUCUCAAAGCCCUCUGGCCAGCGAUGAGUCAACUAGCAUGCUUGCCAGAUCAUUAACUGCCCCUCGAGAUGCCACUGGAUCAAAUUCUCCUCUACAAAAUCUCCUUUUAAGCGGAAGCGUGGAAGCGUCAUUGUCAAUUUCGGAUCAGCAACAGCAAUUGUCGCCAGGGUCGUCGGUGGGCUGCUUCGGGCGGGGCGCGUGCCGCCGACCCCGCGAGUGCCCCCUCUGCCGGCGCACCUUUAGCAACCACUUCAACAUGAAGCAGCACGUGAUGAACGUGCACGCGCCGCCCGUGCCGGCGCAGUGCCCCAAGUGCGACUGCGUCGUGCGUAACCGGCUCUACCUGCGCAAGCACCUCGUCAAAGCGCACAACGUGCCGCUCAGACGCGUCUUCGACAGCCACGGCCGCCGCGUCUACGUUCGCUCCCCUCCCUCCUCGCCCUGACCCUCCGGACCUCCCCUCUUCCGCCAAGGACCGUAAACGAACUGAAGGAUUUUUACUGCCAUAACGGAAAACGCGGGCGACCACCCCCCAUGGGACCCAUUUUAGUCCUGAUGGCUUACCCCGAGUGUCACAAUCAAUAUUUUAUUACUUUUUUAGUCUCGUAAAUGCUAAGCAAAAAGUAAUUCUUUUUUUCUUGUUGCAAUAAUUUAAAUUUGUCUAAAUUUGACCAUUUCGUCCUCGGUAAAUUCUUUUUAUAGGACGAAUUAAUACUUGAGCUUCCAUUUUUUAUAAUUUCUGCAUGAAAUAUUUAUAUAUAAAAUAUUACAAUCUUAUCGUUCAUAAAUGAAGUCUUUACAGUACAGUAUUUUUUAUUUUGAAUAACAAUAUUUUGAUUCUUAUCAUCAUAUUAUGUAAUACUUACAGAAAUUAAACUUAAAAUUUAAUUGCUAUUAUUUGGAUGUGAUGCUCAAGGUUGGUUUUUAAAUUCAUUUUCAGAAAUUACCCCUCCAGAUUCAAGUUUCAUUGGGUGGUUAAAUCCCAAAAGUGCCAAACCAGAUUUACAGUCAACCCCGUUCCUCCACAGUUCCUUGCAAUUUCGAAUUUAGUAUCAAACGGAGCCAAAUCAAAGGAGAGGCCAAUGCAUUUGUUCAGUGUACCUUGCGUCAAUUCACGCGCACAACAAUUUGUUCAGCAGGCUGCACCGCUUGUCUUCUAUAUUUGCAAGUGGGUAACAAAAACUGAGUGUGUAAAAUUAUAUACAUGUGUGCAAUUUAAUCAAUCUUGCAUGAAGAUGUGUUCCAAGUACAAAAGUGCAUGACACGGUGAAACUAACAUAUACAAAAGAGAAAGUUAGCUGUAAAAAUACCCUGUAUGUGAUUUCUAGGGCUCAUAUCACAGGCCGUAACAUGAGUCUUUGCUAGUCUGUGGUUCAUAGAGCUUACACUUGCCCAUAUUUUGUGUAAAUGACGUCUGAAUGAAACUAAUAAAAGCAACUAUAUAUCUUAUACAACAUUAACCAACUCGCUUCAAUACGCUGCAUUUCAAUGCACCUCUCUUUAACGCACAAACUAAUGUUCUUAGCGAUUUGACUAAUUUUGGUGGAAAUUUUGGUGUUGAUCAGUCGCUCAACAGGCAGAAAGCCUUUUUCCAAAUAAUUUUGACGCCAGAAUUUCCACUCUCCGCCAGCAAAGAGCGAAUAUAAUUAACGCGCAGUGUGGAGCAGAAUGCUGGAAAGGGCCACGGUGAUUGCGGAUUUGAGACGCGCUCGUUUUGCU